Molecule: messenger RNA, 1195 nt
Organism: Dioscorea cayenensis subsp. rotundata (Guinea yam)
Lineage: Eukaryota; Viridiplantae; Streptophyta; Magnoliopsida; Dioscoreales; Dioscoreaceae
Product: GDSL esterase/lipase At5g03810-like
Exons: 5
Coding region: 105-1160 (351 amino acids)
Molecular function (GO): hydrolase activity, acting on ester bonds
Source: RefSeq, a predicted model, not a curated record
CAAUCAUUACACACCCAUCAACAACAACACCAUUCCACUUCUUCUCCUUCUUUUUCUUCUUCUUGUUCAUAUCCUUGAUAAGCAAACUAAGAACCAACAAAAAGAUGAGCAUGUUGUGCAAACUAGUAGUGUUGGUAAUGGUGAUAGCAAUGCUUGUUGAUGUCUCACAAGGACAAGCCUUGGUCCCUGCAGUCAUCAUCUUUGGUGACUCAGUCAUGGAUGUGGGAAAUAACAACCACCUUCUUACCCUUGUCAAGGCCAACUUCCCACCCUACGGCAGGGACUAUACCCAUCACAAUCCCACCGGAAGGUUUUGCAAUGGAAAGUUAGCCUCUGAUUUCACUGUGGAGAAUCUUGGGUUUGACUCUUAUCCACCAGCUUACCUUAGUAAAGAGGCAAUUGGAUCUCAUCUUCUUAAUGGGACUAACUUCGCCUCUGCUGCUUCUGGUUAUCUUGACAGCACCUCCAAACUUUAUAGUGCGAUAUCACUAAGCCAACAGUUGAAAUACUACAAAGAAUACCAAGAGAAGGUGACGAAGAUGGUCGGAAAGAAGAACGCGUCGGACAUCUUCACCGGCGCGCUGUACCUGCUCAGCGAAGGCAGCAGUGACUACAUUCAGAACUACUACAUCAACCCUCUUCUUUACAAGCUCUUCACACCUGAUCAAUUUGCUGAUUUGCUUCUCCAUUCCUUCACGUCCUUCAUUCAGGACCUGUACAAACUCGGUGCAAGGAGAAUCGGUGUAACAUCAUUGCCCCCACUUGGCUGCCUUCCGGCCGCUGUCACCCUGUUUGGCGAAGGGGCCAAUCAGUGCGUAAAAAGGCUCAACAACGACGCAAUAUUGUUUAACAAGAAGAUUAACAAUACUGCAAAAUCAUUGACCAAAAAACACUCUGAUCUUAAGCUUGUGAUUUUUGACAUCUACAGCCCCCUUUUGGACUUAAUCAAGCACCCUGAACAGAAUGGUUUCUUUGAGGCGAGGAAAGCAUGCUGUGGAACAGGGACGAUCGAGACGUCGCUGCUGUGCAAUGAGCAUGCACUGGGAACAUGCGCAAACGCCACCAGCUAUGUGUUCUGGGAUAGUGUCCACCCCACUGAGGCCACCAACAAGUUCUUAUCCGACAACCUCCUGUCUCAGGGCAUUGAUCUCAUUUCCUAAUGCCUGUCUAAUGGCACAACCUUAUCUUUGUCUGG